Chiloscyllium plagiosum (whitespotted bambooshark) is the source of this 1930-nucleotide messenger RNA. RefSeq names its product vasoactive intestinal polypeptide receptor 1-like. Gene Ontology annotation, molecular function: vasoactive intestinal polypeptide receptor activity; peptide hormone binding; G protein-coupled peptide receptor activity. NCBI's taxonomy places the organism in Eukaryota, Metazoa, Chordata, Chondrichthyes, Orectolobiformes, Hemiscylliidae. The record is from RefSeq and is a predicted model, not a curated record. Gene Ontology annotation, biological process: cell surface receptor signaling pathway; adenylate cyclase-modulating G protein-coupled receptor signaling pathway. Gene Ontology annotation, cellular component: plasma membrane.
CACACACACACACACACACUCUCCGCCCUACUCCCUCCCCUUUCAGUUCUAACCGAUCCAAUUUCGGGUCGGGUUCCCUGAGCAGCCUUCCCACUACAGAAGUAGCUGUCAGGCGAAGCAGAUACACACACACACGCCGCGCUCUGCGCUCUGGAGCAGAGUGUGCAAACAAUUAACGCCGGAUUUUCCGCCUGUCCACUGGAGCUGCCAGACUCUCUGAAAUGGACCGACCCUUUCUCCAGCUCGCCUUGUGUCUACUCUUGUCCCCACUGGCAAGCGCUAUACACCCAAUAUGUGAAAUUCUUCAACGCAUCCUAGAGAGUAAGGCCAGCUGUACAAGGAUCAAUGCGAACCAGGCGAGAGAAUUAAACAAUGCCACUGCCGAGUUACCUGGUUGCCUUUGGGAAUGGAGAACUUUGAUCUGUUGGCCCUCAACUGCGAUCGGGGAAGUAGUCAGCAGGCCCUGUCCGAAUCUUGGGGACCCUCCUUCAGUGAAGAGAAAUUUCACUGGCGUGAUAUACCGCAAGUGCACAGAACAUGGCUGGAGCAAUCUUAUUCCGGACUUCAAUGAGACUUGCGAACUUCCGAAAGAACUCUCCAAUGGAUUCAGUAGUAACCUGAAGACUUAUUAUCUCAACAUUAAAAAUGGGUACACAGUCGGAUAUAUUACAUCCACGAUCGCCUUGAUAAUCGCUAUCAUCAUAUUCACAGUCUUCAGGAAAUUUCACUGCACUCGCAAUUACAUCCACUUGAAUCUCUUUGUCUCCUUCGUCCUCCGCGCUGCUUCAGUCUUGACCAAAGAUGCCAUCUUUUUCUCCAGCAACACAAUAGACCAUUGCUCCAUCUCAACGGCGACCUGUAAAGCUGUAGUCACCCUCUUCCAGUACUGCACCCUGGCCAACUUCACAUGGCUCAUGGUCGAAGGAUUGUACCUCCAGACCCUGCUCAGCCUUGCCUUUGUAUCGAACAAAAAGUACUUCUGGUUGUACUGUUUCAUCGGUUGGGGGGCUCCAACCAUUGUAAUUGUGAUUUGGAUUAUUGUGAAGCUAAGUGUGGAUAACAGAAGAUGUUGGGAUGACAAUGCGAAUGAAUACAUCUGGUGGAUAUUAAGAGGUGCCAUUCUCCUCACAGUUCUGAUUAACUUCCUAAUAUUCCUGAACAUCAUUCAUGUUCUCAUGCAGAAACUGAGGUCACCAGAUGUUGGAGGGAACUCCCCCUCCCAUUUCAUGAGACUAACAAAAUCGACUUUGCUGCUGAUCCCGCUGUUCGGGGUCCAUUAUAUAGUGUGUGCGUGUUUUCCCGAUAACGUUGCAGAAGAUCUGAAAAUCUUCAUCGAACUUGGCAUCGGAUCGUUUCAGGGCUUUAUUGUGGCUUUACUGUACUGUUUCUUGAAUGGAGAGGUUCUGGCCGAGCUGAGGAAGUGUUGGAGACGGCAAUGGCCCAAGAGAGAAAGACCCUUCCAGACAAGGCAUAAACGGAACCUGUCGACAGAGAGCAGUGGGAUAGCCUACGCCACACAGAUCUCCUUGCUGGACAGAUUCAGUCCGAAACGGAAAACAUCUGACAGGGAAAACAGCCUCCACCCGUCCUGAAAAGGAGGGGUUCACACGCUACAUUUGAGAAGCGAUCUGUAAAUAAUGAAGAUGAAAUAAUGCAUGUUACAUUUCUUCCUGUAAAGUGACUUCUUUGGUUUAUAUUCAACCUUGCUGGUUUCAAAGCUGUUGGCAACGUUCCAGGUGGUCUGUACAUCAAGGGUCUCAGUGGGACAACACCCAGACCAUUCUUUAGAUGUUUCUGCCGCUCCAAAGGUAUCGCAAUGGACCGAGCUUCCCCUGAGUAAGACAGUCAUGCCCCAUUCUGGAGACCCAGGGCCACAUUUGGGUUGAUGUUCCAGUGCAGUGCUGAGGGAGAGCCGCACUGUCAUAGGGUC